CGAUCGAUUCUCUCGGCUUGCCUUUCCACCCCCCCCUUCCCGGUCACACGCACCAUCCCAAUCCCGGUCCCGGUGCCAGGGGAUGUAGGAGGACGCGCGGCCGCAGGUACCCGGGCAGCGCCGCCGCCACGUCCCCCGGCACGCCGCCUACCGCCUGCAAGGGCGGGCGCAGCCGCCGCGGCCGCGUGGGUUCAGGCGCUCCUCGGGGACACCGGGACGGGGCACCGCCGCUCCCCGUGCGCCCCAGCCCGGCCCCGCCUCGCUCUCCGUGCCUUUACUGUGUGCCUUCCCGCGCCCCGGGGCCAUGGAGCACGCGUUCACGCCGCUGGAAUGCCUCCUGCCCGCCGGAAACCUGAAGUUUUGCCUUCUGAUUCUGAACCAGCCUUUAAACAAAGGUCAUUUCCAUUGUCUGUGGAGCAAAGGUGCUUAUGUGACUUCAGCAGCUUGUGAGUGGGAACACUGGCAAGUCAGAGCCUGUGCAGCUGCCCUGAGAGCUUGUGCUGAUGGAGGUGCCAAUCGUCUCUACUACAUCACGGAAGGGAGCCAGGAACGUUUUUUGCCUGAUUACAUCAGUGGUGAUUUUGAUUCCAUUCAGCCUGAAGUCAAGGAGUUCUACAAGGUCAAGGGAUGUGAGUUAAUUGAGACCAUGGAUCAGGACCUCACAGAUUUCACCAAGUGUCUUCAGAUACUCCAGAAAAAGAUAGAGAAGAAGGGCCUCCAGAUUGAUGUGAUUGUGACUUUGGGCGGACUUGGAGGACGCUUUGACCAAACAAUGGCAUCAGUGGAAACGCUUUUUCAUGCAACAAAUAUCACUCCCUUUCCAGUCAUAGUUAUCCAGGAGUGCUCACUGAUUUACCUGCUUCAACCUGGCAAGCACAAGCUGCGUGUGGACACAGGACUGGAAGGUGCCUGGUGUGGCCUCAUCCCCAUUGCGAACUCCUGCGAGAGCGUGACCACGACAGGCCUGAAGUGGAACCUCACUAACCAGGUGCUGAAAUUUGGAACACUCGUCAGUACUUCCAACACCUAUGAUGGCUCUGGGAUUGUGACUGUGGAGACAGACAAACCUUUGCUGUGGACAAUGGCUAUCAAAAGAUAAGAUCAGCUACAGCUGCCUUUUCUGAUCCAACACAACUCCAAUUACUGCAAAAUUUCACUGAAUUAAGACAGUAAAGCUGUUCCAAAAAAUAUAAGCAGGCACUGAUUUUAUGUAUCGAAUGGAAAACAAGUCUGAAAUAAAAGUUACUUGAGAUCCAAUCGAAA
Pseudopipra pipra is the source of this 1263-nucleotide messenger RNA. It is a transcript of the gene TPK1, whose product is annotated as thiamin pyrophosphokinase 1. The transcript has 9 exons. The record is from RefSeq and is a predicted model, not a curated record. Gene Ontology annotation, molecular function: thiamine diphosphokinase activity; thiamine binding; ATP binding. The coding region runs from base 305 to 1099 and encodes 264 amino acids. Gene Ontology annotation, biological process: thiamine metabolic process; thiamine diphosphate biosynthetic process. NCBI's taxonomy places the organism in Eukaryota, Metazoa, Chordata, Aves, Passeriformes, Pipridae.